CACCCUAGGGGUGUGGUAGGGAUUCCAGUCCUACUGCUUCAAAGUUGAUCAGCUUCAGAAUCAAAUGAGCCUUACAGCCGACCGGUGUCGUAACCUACCAACCGACGACAGCAGUUUUUAAGGAAAACGGAAGAGAAAGGGCAACAGGUGCUUGGCCUACAAAGAGAAAUACAUAAAACAAUACAUCAAGCGCAAGUUAAUAAGUCGUGAUAUUCCUUGACACGCCAUUGCGUGAGAGAAUGUCUGAAACGGAGAGAAACGUUUGUAUACUGUUGAAACCGAAGCCUCUCUCUCUCUCUCGGUGGCCUUGCUGAAACACAGGACAGAGGUAGCAGGAAGAGACUAUUUAAAAACGGCGACCCCGAAUAUGGAUAAAGCUGGGAAGAAGAAGUUGAAGUGUCCUCUGUGGCCUCAGAUUGAUAAAGUCAACCAGUGUCUCCCUUUUCUCCGCUGAAGGUACAAGCUCCGGGUCUGUGCAACUUUUAAAAGCGAGCACGAACAGUCAGACUGACGCUGCACUCUGCCUGAAGCGAGGAAUAGAAUUUCAAGGUCCAGCCAUGGGUGAACCAGCUCAACCAGAGCCAAGAGAUGGACCAGAUCAGCUCCUGCCGGCCACAUCCAAGAAAGUCUGGGAGGCGGACCAUCCGGUCCAACUGCAUGUGACUAGACAUGGAAUGGCUUCGGAUGAACCAAUAUCGGUCUACACAAUGUUCAAAAGAGUCGCCACCGCGCAUCCUAAGCAACCUGCUCUGGCUGUUAAGAAGGGCAAUGCUUGGAAGUACUGGACUUUCGAGGAGUACUUCAACGAAGCAAGAACAGUGGCCAAAGCGUUGAUCAGACUUGGCCUAGAGAGAUUCAGAGGAGUCUGCAUCAUGGGCUUCAAUUCUCCUGAGUGGGCCAUCUCUAAUUUUGGUACCGUGUUUGCCGGAGGCCUUAUGGCGGGAGUCUAUCCGAGCAACUUGCCAGACGCAUGCAGGCACAUUGCCGAAAACUGCAGGGCGCAGAUUAUCAUCGUCGAGAACGAAGUAGCUUUGAAUAAAUUCCUGGCAGUGAAAAAGGAGUUGCCGGAUAUAAAGGCUAUCGUGCAGUGGUCUGGAGUUCCUGGUGCACCAGGAGUGCUGUCGUGGGCAGAGUUAAUUGCAAUCGGUCUAGCAGAGAAAGACAACGCUCUUGAAGAACGUCUGUCUUUGCAAGCUAUCAACCAAUGCUGCACUUUGAUUUACACUUCAGGUACGACUGGGCCUCCGAAAGGUGUCAUGUGUUCUCAGGACAACUUAACUUGGACUGUAAAGGAAUUUCACCUUUUGCUCACGCAAAAAUUGACUACGAGAGUCAUUGUCUCUUACCUUCCACUGAGCCAUAGUGCUGGUCUGCUACUGGAUUUGUAUUUGAGUGUUUACUGUGCUGCAACAGUUUACUUUGCUCAGCCUGAUGCACUGAAAGGAUCGUUGGGAAAAACUCUUGUGGAGGUGCAGCCAACGCUAUUCUUGGGAGUACCAAGAAUAUGGGAAAAAAUGUAUGAAAAGUUGCAGGACAUUGAAGCUAAUGAAGGAAUCGCCAAGAGGUCUGUGGCCAACUGGGCAAAGUCUCAGGGUCUUAACUACUACACAGCUCUUCUGUCAGGGAGAACUCUGUCUGUAAGCGAGAGAAUGGCCUACGCCUCCGCCAAGAAAUUGUACAUAGACAAAGUCAAAGCCGCGCUAGGUCUAAAUCGGUGUGAAACUUUUGUAACAGGAACUGCUCCUAUAGCCAAGGACAUACUUAGUUAUUUCAUGAGUGUUGGCAUACCCAUCUGUGAAGGGUGUUCCACGUCAGAAAGUUUAAGUGUUGGAGGUAUGAAUGAACUCGCCCCAGGACAAUACAAGUUAGGGAGCAUAGGAAGGCCAAUGAAACAAGCAACCAUGGAGUUGAAACCCCACCCUUUGGCUAAGCCUGGCGAAGGUGAAAUUACUUACAAAGGACGAUGUAUUUCCAUGGGCUAUUUACGGAUGCCAGAAAAAACUAACGAAGCUAUUGGUGAUGACGGAUGCCUCCACACCGGUGAUUUAGGGAGACUGGACGAAGAGGGCUUCUUCUACAUCACAGGACGCAUCAAGGAAAUCAUCAUCACUGCGGGGGGUGAAAACAUUCCGCCGAAGCUCAUUGAGGAGCACAUCAAGAGAGAGGUUCCAUUCCUCAGUUCCGCUAUGGUUGUCGGAGAUAAGAGAAAUUAUCUGACCAUACUGCUUACCUUGAGUGCUGAAAUGAAUCCGGACACGGGAGAACCUCUCCAAAAGCUAACGGAUGGCUGCCAGUUCCUUCUGAGGGAAAUAGGAUCUCAGGCGCAGACGGUGACGGAGGCCAUGGCAGAGAUAAAGGCCAAUCCAGGUGGACCUCUCGCUUCUGCAAUACAACGGGGCAUUGACAGGUACAACGAAGUGCACGCCAUAUCCAACGCUCAGAGGAUCCGGCGCUGGACUGUCUUACCUGCUGACUUUUCCGCUCAAGGGGGCGAACUGACCAGCACCCUUAAACUGGUGAGGUCCAACGUUGUGGAAAAAUAUAAAGAUGUUAUCGACGAGAUGUAUAACACUCCUAAUCCGGUUAAAGUAACAAGCAAACUUUGAAAUUACAGUGGUUAUAUUUCAGCUGUUCUUGAAACGUAUAUAUGUUUACUAAUGAGAAUCCCACUGCCUUAUUUCCUUAGAUUUUUGUUUUUUGGUCGUUUUUUCUAAUGGUCCUCAUUGCGCGCAAAUACCACACAACUGUAAUGAAUAUUUCAAUUGCGUCUUGUUUUCACGACUCAUAUCUGCGGCUGCGCAGUUACUUACAAAAGAUGAGCUAUAUGUUCAAUGUAAUAUUGUUAAAAUAUUUUGCUUGUAUAUUUUCCAUCAUAGUGCUGAAACUGUUUUGGUAAUUAUAUUUGAGAAACAUUUAUUGGGCUUUAUGUUAUAUUAUAGGAUAUUUUUGUUUAGACAUUUCGCCAUAGAGAACCUUGCAAAAAUGACUACUGCAGGUAGUAAUCUAGUGAAUAUUUACCUCUACUGGAACACCUGCAAUUAUAUAGGUAUUUCAAAUCUUAUUUAAAACUGACAUUGAAUUUGCUUCGGUAGCUUUGAAAUUUAAAUUUUCUUUUCAUACAGACUGUGUUCCUAAAUAUGUGCUUAAUAAAAUAUAAAUAUUUAGCAUUUCCA
Macrobrachium nipponense is the source of this 3173-nucleotide messenger RNA. Its product is annotated as long-chain-fatty-acid--CoA ligase ACSBG2-like. Gene Ontology annotation, cellular component: membrane; endoplasmic reticulum. Bases 558 to 2606 code for a protein of 682 amino acids. Gene Ontology annotation, molecular function: long-chain fatty acid-CoA ligase activity. The transcript is spliced from 16 exons. The record is from RefSeq and is a predicted model, not a curated record. Lineage: Eukaryota; Metazoa; Arthropoda; Malacostraca; Decapoda; Palaemonidae.